CUUCAGAGUGGCGGGAACGGAAGUAAAAGUAAACAAACUUCGAUGGAUCUUCUGGAUUAGCCAUGCCGCUCAUAAAAGUGAAGCAUGUGAUUUCCUUCACGUGUCAGGACCCCAAGCACACUGUGAAGGACCUGGUGGAGGGGCGAGGGCCAUGGCUCAACCUAGAAAGCGACAGGUCCAUCAAAAUACAAGCAGAUCUACAGCUCGAAAAGUCAACAAAAAUUUUAUACUUAGACAUUGGGAAUGCAGGCAGUGCGAUGAUUGGAGUGGAGGUUGGACGUUCAGCCUGGCCCAUCACCAGACCCUAUGUGACCCUUAUUCCCACAGUGACCUUCAUGACACGUUCAGAAGUGAUGGCCGGACAGAAUAGGAGCUCUGUCCGCAUGUUCAACAAAGAAAAUGUGGAUGAAGCAGCCUGGGAUGAAGAAUGGGACAGGGUGAGAAUUUUGUGCAUGCAGCCUUUCAGAACCCCAAGCCAGUUUGGGAUAUCAAUGAUCAAAAUGUACUCAGAGUCUGAGGUAACUCUGAAACCACAGGUGGACCUCAGUCCUGGGGUAACAUUGAACAAAAAGAGUGAACUCAUGGCCAAGCUGAGUCUCUCUAACCCUAAGAAGUCAGAGCUCUCAGACAGAAUUAAGCUGCUAGAGACAAGUUGGCAUUCCAACAGAAGAACAGAAGUAAGCAAUAACCACACUCCCAACAGUCCCUUGUCUCGUGGUGGCCAGCUGCUGGCUCGUGCUGCUAAGAUACCAACUCAUCAGGAAAGUGUGACAAAGAAGUCUGACCUGGAAUGUGAAAGCCUGGACUACUUGAUCUCCUUAAAGUUGUCUGCCAAUCAAAUUGAUCACUUGAUGAUCUUAGAUGUACGUAAAGACUUUGAAAAGAAAAGAAGUAAACAACUGACUGUUGCUGAGAGGAAAAUCUUCAGAGACAUAGCUGUUGAUUAUGUUACAAGACGGUUGGAGAUCUUGGAGAAUCAGGACACAGCAGGUUACUUGGCAGCACGAGGGGUCAGGACAACAGAAGUACCAGCAAAAGUACUUCAACAAAAAAGAAAACUGGAAGCCCCCAACAUUGAAAGUAACAUAAAUGAACAACCUGACAAUGGUUUCAUGUCAAAAUGUAAGAAUAAAGUGACAGUGCAAGAAAAUGGGUCACUGAAAAGAGAUGAGGAAAAUCAAGAAGUUGAUUCAGUAUUUAAAAAAUAUAAAUUUGGACGAUAUAGAAAUGUAGCAAAGCCCUCAAGUGUCAAAGAUCAGGAGACAGACAAGGAAGAGACUCAAAUUUCAAAGUGUUCAAAGAAUUCAUCAACUCCAGACAAAGAAAAAGAAGGCAGCUUUAGAUCUAGAAAUGCAUUGGCACUAUUAGAUGCACAUGUAACAGAUAUACCACCUAAAAAAGUCAGAAAGAAGAAACCAAGGAAAACAGUCACUAAGCAGGUGGAGCAACAGUCACUCAUUGGACAGUGGAUCACACCGUUGAACAAGUUAAAAGUCAAGAAGGAAAACAAGGAAUUCCAGUAUUCAUCCCAACCUAAUCUUUAUUCUGACAGUGAUGACAGUGAUAUUGACUGUAUUGGUGGAGGAGAAUCAGAUCUGUCCUCUACCCCCAAAGGCAGAAAUUCUGGGAAAGGCUCUAGUAGCUUCUUCCUCCACAAAUCCCCCUCAUCUGCCUCAAGAUCAUACAGGGACACACCGACGGGAAACCGUCUUGGGUCGGCUCCCAGUAACAAGUUUAACACAAUGGCAAGAAAAGUGGAGGAGUCAAGAUCCUCACAUCAGAAGCAGUCACUUGUAGACUGUCCCAUAUGUUCCAAAUCAUUCCCUGCUAAAGAAAUUGAGGCACAUGCAGCGUCGUGUUGUGCGACUGUAUCCUCAGACUCUGAUAGUGGUGAUGAUGCUAACAUUUUGUCCAGCAGCAGCACACAGGCAGAGGCGUCUACAAGUGGAUUGGCGGAAGAGUGUCCUGUGUGUGGGGUGCAGAUGGCAGCGGCAAUACUGGAAGCACAUGCCACACAGUGUGCUUCCAGUAUGUUUGACUGAUAACACACUUCAAGUAUUGUUCUCUUGGUUGUCUGUCUCUGUAUGAUAUCAUCACUGUCAUUACCGCUACAGUAGGGUAUGUGACAAUCUCUCUCUCUCUCUCUCUCUCUCUCUCUCUCUCUCUCUCUCUCUCUCUCUCUCUCUCUCUCUCUCUCUCUCUCUCUCUCUCUCUCUCUCUCUCUCAAGUAAUACCUAUACAGUAUAUGUGAUUAAACAAUUUUAAUAUAAAUUAAUUAUUUACUUCUCAAGAGUUGCAGAGAAAUCAUUGUACACAGAAAUGGAAUCUUGCAUUAUUGUUUUUUUCUGCCUUGCGGUGCAUUUUUCUUUCCAGGUAGGCUACUAGUAACAUAUCCUAAUAAAUGAUGCUAUGAAGACUGAAAACAU
Molecule: messenger RNA, 2426 nt
Organism: Portunus trituberculatus (swimming crab)
Lineage: Eukaryota; Metazoa; Arthropoda; Malacostraca; Decapoda; Portunidae
Exons: 10
Coding region: 63-2042 (659 amino acids)
Biological process (GO): base-excision repair; single strand break repair
Cellular component (GO): nucleus
Molecular function (GO): damaged DNA binding
Source: RefSeq, a predicted model, not a curated record